GUACAUAAACAGAUCGAUCGCCUUUGACCAUCGCAACCAUUAAAUCGGUAAGUUGGCUCUGUGUAUUAUAUUUAGACGUAUGCUCGUAACUUUAGAUUUUCUUGUAUGCAAGCUUAGUAUACAGUCUAGUUGAGUAUCAGCUAAUAAUCUGUCCAAAUUGGUUGUUUCUUCUUCUUAUACGAGCGACAUCUAUCCCGUUGUUCUUGGUUUGGGAGUUAUAAAGGACAGCCUCGGCUAAAUAUAACAACACCUCAUCGACGGCAAGACCUUAGACAAGACUCUAUUUAGAUGCUUCGAUGCUUCUAUCCUAUCCUAACUAAAAGCCCGUUACUUGAUGCUUUCAGUCAUAACAGUAUAUCCCACCGCUUGUUAGAGCUAAGAUUUAUUAGAACUCCUAUCCUCUUGACCAAAUCUCACAAGAGAUCAACAACUACCCAAGUUAACCAGACAUUAUACCUACCUAUACACUCCAUACAUACAUCCACUUGCCCACCAUGACAACACCCAACCCCAACCCCUUCCCCUUCCACAUAACCGAACACACCAUCCCCUCCCAACACAUCCGAGAAUUCCCCCGCGCGACAUCCAACUCCCAAGAAGACAUCCUCUACAUCAGCAUCAAGCAAUACACCCCCGUCGACAACCCCGCCCCCCAACCAGGCGACAUAACCAUCCUCGGCGCCCACGCCAACGGCUUCCCCAAGGAGCUCUACGAGCCGCUAUGGGCCGACCUGCACGCCCGCUCCAAGGCCCACGGCUUCCGCAUCCGCGGCGUCUGGAUCGCCGACGUGUCUAACCAGGGCUACAGCGGCCAGAUCAACGAAUCCGCCCUCGGCAACGACCCCUCCUGGCACGACCACGCCCGCGACCUGCUGCACCUAACCAACGUCUUCCGCGCCUCCAUGCCCCGCCCCAUCGUCGGCGUAGGCCACUCCUUCGGCGGCGCCGUACUAACCAAGCUCUCCCUGCUCCACCCGCGACUCCUCACGACCAUAGUCCUGCUCGACCCAACCGUCACAGAAUUCACAUUCCAGCGCUUCGGCCCCGGCAAAUCCGCCGCUCGCGCCUCCACCUUCCGCCGCGAGACCUGGCCCUCCCGCGCCGCCGCCGCCGAAUCCUUCCGGCGUAGCCCCUUCUACCAGACCUGGGACCCGCGGGUCCUCGACGCGUGGAUCGCGCACGCCGUACGCGAGACGCCUACGGCGUUAUUCCCCAACCCGGAGAAAGACGGCGGGGCAACGCUGCGCACGACGAAGCACCAGGAAGUAUUUACGUUUUUCCGGCCGCUGUGGCCGUACGUCGAUUCUAUUACCCGGGAAGUCGACCGCGACGGAGCCCCGGAUUUCGACCCGGAUGUGCAGCAUCAACUUAGGGAUCCGGCUAGCGUGUUCCCGUUCUACCGGUCCGAGGGAGGUAGCAUUCUCAAGCAUAUACCUGAGGUGCGGCCGUCUGUGCUCUGGGUCUUCGGUGGAGAUAGCGAGCUAGGCGCUCCCGAAGGCCGCAAGUUGAAGACGGAAACCUGUGGGACUGGAGGUGGGGGCAGCGGUGGUCUUAAGUUGGGACGGGUCGACCAGGUCGUCUUGGAGGGCCGUGGUCACUUAUUUCCGAUGGAGAUCCCGGACGAAUGCGCGAAACAUGCAGCGGCGUGGAUAGGAAAAGAGAUGGUGCGGUGGCGAGAGAAGGAGCGUGAGUACGAGGAGUGGGUCAAGCUGCCGGUGAAGGAGAAGACGACAUUAAGUGAGAAGUUCCUAGAUAAUGUCGGUCGUCCGCUGCCGAGGAAGAGUGCAUCUACAGCUGGUUCCGAGUCCAAGUUAUAGGAAUUAUAGGAAUACAGUUACCGUAAUGAAUCUAGAUUAUUGUCGAAUGUUUUGGCUAGGAGGAUUUAAGACGAAGGUACCUAUAUACCUUUAACAAGCAUUUAGUCGAUAGUAUUAGCUAUAGAUAUUGAGAAUUUCAUUAUUAAAGUUAUCACACAAGACUGGAAAGGUAGCAAAGUAGCA
Molecule: messenger RNA, 2000 nt
Organism: Daldinia loculata
Lineage: Eukaryota; Fungi; Ascomycota; Sordariomycetes; Xylariales; Hypoxylaceae
Product: putative toxin biosynthesis protein
Exons: 1
Coding region: 495-1817 (440 amino acids)
Source: RefSeq, a predicted model, not a curated record